AUGUGGGUUGUCAAAUACAUUAUUCUUAUAAUUAUUCUUCAAAUUAGUAAUUUAUUCACAAAAAAUAAUGUUUUUGUAUCACCUCAACAAACUGAUAUAAUACAAACAGCAGGAGAUGGAGCACGACUUGUUGGAGAUAUUCUUAAAUUAUUUGCCGAAAAACAACAAUCAGAUAAAAUAAAUAGUGAAAAAAUUGUUUCAACAACCAAAAAUGAUGGUAUUUUUCCAUCAUUUAAUCAAUUAUUUAUGGGAUUACCACAGAAAAAAAAUGAUGAAAAACAACAACUUAUUAUGGAAAAUAAUAAUGUUUUAACUAAUCAACAAUCUGGUGAUCCUGAGACAUGGAAAAUUUUUGCAAAUCAAAUGAUGAAUAUGUUUGGAUUAACAUCAACAACACCACAACCACCAAAAUCAACAAAUUUUUUAACUGAUACUAUUGGAAAAUAUUUUAAUAAUAUAAAUGAUAAAAAUGAUAAAGAAAAAAAUGUUUUAUUUCCAAUGACAAUAUCACCAGAAACACAAGAAACACUUUUUGGAAGUUGGGCUAAUUUAUUUAAUGGUAGUAAUAAUAAUAAAGAAAAGCAAAAAAUUGAUACUGGAGAUGGAAAUUUUGAUAGAAUUGUUAUAAGAGAAAAAGCAGAUAGUGGAAAUUUUUUUGAAAAUUUAGUUGGAACAAAAUAUAAUGAACGUGGUUUACAAUGGACAAAUGGAAAUUUAAGAUUAGUUAAUAAAAAUGUUAAAGAUGUCUUAGGUUCAGAGGUAUCUGUUCAUGAUAGAAGUAUUGAUAUACCUGUUCAAAAAUGGUUUAGUAUUGCUGAAAAUUUUUUAGGUAAUGUUAAAAAUCAAUGA
Molecule: messenger RNA, 849 nt
Organism: Strongyloides ratti
Lineage: Eukaryota; Metazoa; Nematoda; Chromadorea; Rhabditida; Strongyloididae
Exons: 2
Coding region: 1-849 (282 amino acids)
Source: RefSeq, a predicted model, not a curated record